GAUUUGGUGGUCUUCAGCAAGGAUGGGAAGCAGCAUGUGGCCGACGUGGCGGCCACCCUGGCUGCGAUUCAGGCAGCGGGCCUGACUUGUCAUCCAGGAGAAUGCCAUUUCGGGGUAAAGACAGUAGCGUAUCUGGGGUUUCAAGUGGGAGAGGGUGGAUUGUCAGUUCAACAGGCUAAGGUAGAGGCGGUAGAUAGACUGAAGCCGCCUACCAACAGGAGCACUCUUAGAGCGCAGCUGGGAUUCUUGAGCUACUACCGGAAGUUCGUUCCGAACUUCAGCAAGACGGCAAGGGCCUUGAACCGACUCUUGCGAGAGGACGAGCCCUGGAAGUGGGGAGAAGAGCAAGAAGGCGCGUGGAGGACGUUAAAGGAGGCAGUGAAGUCGGCGCCCAUGCUGAAAUUGCCCAACCCAGAAAAGCCAUCCACGCUGUACACUGACUGGAGUAGCAGUGGGAUGGGGGCUGUCCUGUGUCAGGAGGAAGAGGGGCUGGAGAGAGUAGUGGCGUACGCCAGCCGGUCUUGCAGUCUAGCGGAAGGAAACUACAGCUCCUACGAGGGAGAGGGGCGGGCAGCGGUGUGGGUUGUGGAGCUCUUCAGGCCGUACCUGCAAGGAAGGAGAUUUACGCUGGUCACCGAUCACCAACCUUUGCUGUGGCCAAUGACGAACCAUACGCUGAAGGGGCGGAAUGCGAGAUGGGCUAUGAGGCUGCAGGAGUUCGAGUUUGACGUCAAGCAUAGGCCGGGGAAGACCCUCCAGCAUGUGGAUGGGCUAUCCAGGCAGGGCCCAGCGGAACCGCCGCAGAUGGCUUAACAGAGCGAAUAGUGCAGACGUU
Closterium sp. NIES-67 is the source of this 835-nucleotide messenger RNA. The record is from the annotation of a GenBank genome assembly. NCBI's taxonomy places the organism in Eukaryota, Viridiplantae, Streptophyta, Zygnematophyceae, Desmidiales, Closteriaceae.